GGGCGAGUCCUUGAUGGAGGGGGUCUCGGAGGUGUCGCGGGGAAAAUGUUGGACAAUACGGCUCCAAUGGCAAAGUCGGAGGCAUCAAUGGUGACAUAGAAAUGGCGAGUGGGGCCAGCGAUCUUGAGGACAGGGGCCAUGGUGAUGGUUUGCUUGAGGAAGUCGAAAGCGUGUUGGCGACGAUCAUUCCAAUUGAAGGGCUCGUCCUUGCGUGUGAGUUCGGGGAGAGGGACUUGGCGAAUGUGUUGAAGGUGGGACUGGAAGGUGGGGCUAAAGAUGAGGAUGUCAUCAAGGUACACGACGACACAGACUUCGAGGAGGUCACGAAAGAUGUGGUUCAUGGUGGACUGGAAUGUGACGGGGGCAUUGGUGAGUCCGAAAGGCAUUACGAGGAUCUCGUAGUGCUCGAACUGAGAGCGGAAUGCGGUCUUGUGGGUGUCCUCGCGGAUACGGAUCUGGUGGAAGCCACUGUGGAGGUCGAUCUUGGUGAAAUAUUUGGCUCCACAGAGGCGAUCAAGAAGUUCAUAUAUCUGGGGGAGUGGGUGGUGAGGGACGCGCGGAUGUCCGUUUGGAAAGAGGACAUCAUGCGAAUGAGGGUGGCGAUAUCGGUGGCAACGGGCUCAGAUCUUUGUUCGCCCGUAAGUUUGCGAGCGAGGCUGUCAAUAGACUGGGUAUUGAUGGCAAGCAUAUCGAUGCUGGAGGAUUGGGCCAUGUUGGGGGAAGAUGGAGUGGAUGCGGUGGCUGAGGCAACGGCUGCGGAUGAGGUGGAGGCAGACGCGGCGGCAGCGGCGACGGUGGCGGCGGCUGCGCGUUGGGAGGUCUUGGUUUGGUGUGGUGGCAUGUGGAGAUUUGGGAGUGGCAGGGGGAGGGGGGGGGGGGGGGGGGGGGGAAGGUAUUUACAACAUUAAUUGAUUUAUUCAAAAAUAAGUAAAGAUAUUUGCCAAAGCAAUAAAUGAAUAAAAUGGGAAUUA
Chara braunii is the source of this 971-nucleotide messenger RNA. Lineage: Eukaryota; Viridiplantae; Streptophyta; Charophyceae; Charales; Characeae. The record is from the annotation of a GenBank genome assembly.